AUGCUUGGAAAUUUAACCGGUCGAACCUUUCAACGCGCACUUAUAGUUAAUAGACGAAAAACUGCUUGUUCAAUUAAAUUUUGUAAACGUGUAACUACAUUUAGAUCUAUUCACAACAGUGUUCCAAGAACUUUUUCAAACUCACCAAAUGAUUCAACAAAUAAUAAUAGUUCACCGCUAAAACCCGUCACGGAUAACAACAAUAAUAAUAAAAGUAAUUUAUCUUCUUCGAAUUCGUCAAAGGAAACACCUACUUCAACUUCCAAUCACGAGGAAACUGAAAGUAGGCAAACAGAAGAAAGUACAUCGCAACCUCCAGAAAAUAAAACGGCAGAAAAUGUUGGAGAGUAUUUACUUAGAUCUCCAAGAAAAUUACGUACUUCACUUCCUAAACUACGUUCACGAUUGCGAAAACCUAUAAGCCCAUAUAAACCAGUAAUACCUCCUUUAUUUUUGAAGGAAAAUUACUUAUCAUUUAAAGAUAAUACCAAUACCUUUGAGUUGAUAUCAUAUCCUUUGGAUGAUGGUAUACGUGAUGAAAUUUUGUUCAGCGCACGCGCCAAUCUUUUACCUAUUCCAAAGGGAGAUACUGUACCUGCUAGAAGAGGUCAUUUAUUAUUAAAUUGUCCUAUUGAAGGUGCAUCAUUUUACCUAGACUCCAUCGUCAAAAGUGUCGCAGCAUCGUUACAUGCUGAUUUAUUAACAUUUGAUCGACAAGAUUUAAUGGAAUUGACGGCAAAUAUGUUUUCUCGGAAGGGUAAUGUAACACCGUGGCCAUUAUUUCCCGAGUUGAAGGGCUUUAAUCCAUACAUUGCAGCAUCUCCAUAUUCAACGACUUCUUCAUUCUCUUCUGAUGAUGAACUGGAAGAUGAUGUAUUUAUAGAUGAAGAAGAAGGUUUCGAAUCGUCACCUUCAAUAUCCCGUAAUUCUAAUUAUGAAAAUAAACCUUUAGUUGAUAAUUUUCAAUAUAAUUCAUCUCAAGCCAAUGGAUCUUUACGAGCAGAAAUGAAAGUCAUCCUAGAUAAAGUCGAACGGUUUUUUGAAGCUUUAGUUACGGCUUCACCUUCCUCAUCAUCUAACUCAUCUUCAUCAUCUCCAAAAAUAAUAUAUUUUCGUGACAUUGGGGAUCUAGUUCCAUCAACGUUUGGUACCGCGUUAAUUAAUGGUCUUGUAGAAGCUGUACAGAAUCAAAGAUAUCUAGGAGAUCGAAUUAUGAUAAUUGCGGGUUAUUCUCCAUCAUUGUUCGCCAUGGAUAAAAAGUCUGUGGCAAAUACCAACGUGCCAUCCCAUGAAAUUCAAUGGGUUAGCAUCGACAUAUUUCCCAAUUCAGCCUUGUUAGCUGCAUUUACUCACAUAGCCAUUCCACCACCAUCUUCAAUUGAACGUGCUCAAAUGUUACAAAAAAUGAUAGCAAAAGACAAGAACGUUGCAAUAAGGCAUAUUAAUGUACGCACGUUGAAAGCUAUGUGUGGCAGUAAAGGUGCAUAUUUUAAAAAUAAUAGCAUUAAAGAAUUGUCAAACCUACUCACUCCUUUGGAAGGUAUAGAUAAUGAUGUUUGGGGAUUUGAACGUAUUCAUCGUUUGGUAAUGAAUUCUAUCGGUAUUGCUCUUUCUAGUCAAAAUAUUUCAAUAUCACACGAUCCAGUUUAUUUAGAUGUUGAACAUCUUAUUCAAGCUUCAAAUACUUUAAAGGCUAAUCAAAAGUUACGAAAAGAUUUCGUUGAAUCCGCCACAACAAAUAACGAUGCCAUAAGUAAAGGUCCCGAAAAAUUGGUUAGCAUCGUCGGUAUUGGUGAUGGUAAGAUUAAUUUAACAAACAGAAAAAAUUUAAGAAAAGAGGAUUUAGAUAAAUAUGAAAAAAAACUUUUAAACUGUGUCGUGGAUUCAGAAAACAUAACUGUUGGAUUCUCUGAUAUUCAUGUGGCUCAAUCGACCGUUCAAACCCUUCAGACAUUGAUUACUUUGCCUUUGAUGCGCCCACAAUCAUUUUCUUAUGGUGUUUUGAGUAAACAUUUUAUUUCUGGUGUGUUAUUAUUUGGUCCACCAGGUACAGGAAAAACAAUGCUUGCAAAAGCUGUUGCCAAAGAAAGUGGUAGUACAGUUAUAGAUAUAAAAUCUAGUGAUGUGUAUGACAUGUAUGUUGGUGAAGGUGAGAAGAAUGUCCGGGCAAUUUUCUCUCUUGCUCGUAAAUUAUCACCAUGUGUCAUUUUUUUGGAUGAAUUAGACGCUAUAUUUGGUUCUAGACGUUCAGAUAUUCAUAAUGGAGCACAUCGGGAAAUAAUCAAUCAGUUCAUGGCAGAGUGGGAUGGGUUAACAUCGCGUAAUGAAGGGGUAUUGAUCAUGGGCGCGACAAAUAGACCAUUUGAUCUAGAUGAUGCCAUUUUAAGAAGAAUGCCAAGGAGGAUAUUGGUCGAUUUGCCAACUGAAAAAGAUCGUGAACAGAUACUCAACUUGCAUCUACGAGAUGAAAAGAUUGAUUCUUCUGUAUCAUUGGAAUACUUUGCUAAGAUCACAAAACUCUAUUCCGGAUCAGAUCUGAAAAAUUUAUGUAUAAGCGCGGCGCUCGCCUCGGUUCGUGAAGAUGCUGAGAUUGAAAAGACCAAAGCCAAUAGUGAAAGUGACAAAAAUCAUAGUAAUGAUGUUUCAAAUGAUAAUUCAGAACAAUUACCUCAGGUUAGAAUUUUAAAACAACAUCAUUUUCAAACAGCGCUUAAACAAGUAACACCGUCGUGUUCCGAAGAUAUGUCAAGUUUGACGGAAUUAAGAAAAUGGGAUGGAAUGUAUGGUGAUGGUGCUUGGAAUAGGAAGAAACGAGUAAAAGGAAUAGGAUUUGAUGGCGAUGCUGUGCUUCCGUCGUAUAAGAGUCAGGAAUUAUAA
This is a messenger RNA of Funneliformis mosseae, 2877 nucleotides long. NCBI's taxonomy places the organism in Eukaryota, Fungi, Glomeromycota, Glomeromycetes, Glomerales, Glomeraceae. The record is from the annotation of a GenBank genome assembly.